Messenger RNA from Gryllus bimaculatus (two-spotted cricket), 1905 nucleotides. The record is from the annotation of a GenBank genome assembly. Lineage: Eukaryota; Metazoa; Arthropoda; Insecta; Orthoptera; Gryllidae.
AUGGAGAUGAAGACGAAUGUGAGGGACUCUGAAAGUGAGGACAAGGAGAACGGGCAAAGAGAACGGUUAGUGAUAAUGAUGAGUAAUGGAGAUGGGCAGCACAAUGACACUACCAAUUAUAAAUUCGAUUCUACUGAAAACGCCUUGGAAGACCAUGUCGAUUAUGAUUUAGGAAUACGACGUACCAUUUUGGUGAGGGCCUUGAUACUGGAAAUAAUUGAUUUUACUUUCUUUUUAGGUCCAGGAAGAAUGAUUCCUUCCGACAUUGAUCCUGUGUUAUCUUAUUGCACACACUUAAUUUAUGGUUAUGCAAAAAUUGAUUCCCAUCAAAAGAUCGCUGCUCUAGAUGAAUCAUUAGAUUUAAGCUCGGGUAAAGAUAAUUAUCGGGCAAUCACAGCCCUAAAGAAAAGGUUUCCACAAGUGAAAUUCCUGUUAUCUGUGGGAGGAGGAGCAGAUUUAGAUGACGCAGAUAAAUACAAUAAAAUACUGGAAGAUUCAAGUAAUCGAGCCCAAUUUGUUCAUUCCGUAAAGGCUUUCUUGAAGCGUAAUGAUUUUGAUGGAUUAGAUUUAUCUUGGCAGUUACCAGAAAUUUACAAGAAGAAAGACAGAGGCACUUUUGGUUCUAUAUGGCAUGGUGUCAAAAAGACUUUUGGAUAUGCUCAUAGUCAUAAAGAUGAAAAAGCUGAUGAGCAUAGAGAAGGCUUUACUAAACUUGUACAGGAUUUAAGAAAAGAACUUAGAGAUGACAACCUUUUGUUGACAGCAACAGUUUUGUCUAAUGUAAAUGCUUCGUUGUAUUUUGAAGCUGAUAAAUUAGCCAAAGAAAUUGACCAGAUUCACCUCAAAGCCUUUGAUUUCAAAUCGCCUCAAAAAGACCCAAAUGAAGCUGACUAUUCUGCUGCUCUCUUCCCUUCUGAACAGAGAGAUCCUUUUUUUACUGUUGAUGGUCAAGUGAGGUCCUUCAUUGCGAGAGGAUUCCCAAGCAACAAAAUUAUCCUGGGUAUUCCCACAUAUGCUGUAACAUGGAAACUAACAUCUGAGAGUAAGAUUUCUGGUGUUCCACCCAUUCAAGCAGAAGGACCAGGUGAAGAGGGACCUCAAACAAAAUCACCAGGGCGACUUUCGUAUGCAGAAGUGUGCUCAUUAAUUGAUAAUCCUAUUAAUAAGGGAAAUAAUAAGCAUCUUUUACGCCGUGUCAAUGAUCCAGCAAAGAAAUCUGGGUCAUAUGGCUUCCGGCUUCCUGACGGUGAUUCAAUAGAAGGCCUCUGGGCUUCGUUUACUGACCCUGACACAGCAGGGGAUAAAGCUGCUUAUGCGAAAGCUAAAUCUCUGGGUGGGAUUGCAUUUUGGGACAUUUCUCUGGAUGAUUUCCGAGGUGUGUGUAAUGGAGUCAAAUAUCCAAUUAUUCACACUGCAAAGAACAGAUUAGUGUAGCCAAUAUUUAUCAAAAAUUUCAUCUAAAAUGGAGAACCAUUUUCAUUUUUUUUUCAAAGGUUACGAACACAAAUAUUUUAAGGCAUAAUAACCUGCCCCUCUUGUGUCAACAAAAUUUACAUGCACAAAGUUUAUUGUAGAUUGUGGGUGUGAAAAUAAAUAUCGAAAUUCUACACAAAAAUAUAUUUAAGUUUAUUAAAGUUUAAGUAUUCUAACCUUGUACUAUUGCCAAAGAUGGUAAGAUGGAUCAAGCAUAGUUAAGCAAAGGAAAAAAAUCAAAACUUUCAUUAAGUAGCAUAAUAAAAUCAAAUUUGAAUUGCAACAUUACUCACGUGCAUCAUUGCAUCAUUGCAUCAUUGGCUGUGGCUGGUCCUUAGAAAAGGCAAAGUAGGCACACUCUACCCUGAUGAAUAUGUUCCAGUUUAAUACAUUUCAUAAUAAUAAAAACAUUAAAAUUACUCUUACAAUUUU